Messenger RNA from Micropterus salmoides (largemouth bass), 2600 nucleotides. It is a transcript of the gene ppp2r2ca, whose product is annotated as protein phosphatase 2, regulatory subunit B, gamma a. Gene Ontology annotation, molecular function: protein binding; protein phosphatase regulator activity. The record is from RefSeq and is a predicted model, not a curated record. Bases 1049 to 2410 code for a protein of 453 amino acids. Gene Ontology annotation, cellular component: protein phosphatase type 2A complex; cytosol. NCBI's taxonomy places the organism in Eukaryota, Metazoa, Chordata, Actinopteri, Centrarchiformes, Centrarchidae. Gene Ontology annotation, biological process: peptidyl-serine dephosphorylation. The transcript is spliced from 9 exons.
GAUCCACGACUGACAGCUGUGCUGUGAUUGGCUGCUCCAGGAGGAGGCUGCCAUGACACAGUGGAUGCUGCACAGAAUCAGUUCCACAGCAUCACCAGGCAGCAGACCUCCAUCCUCCUCGUUAUCCCUCUCUCCUUCUCUUUUUUCUCCUCCUUUGCCUCUCGUCCUCUCACACCAACCUUGCUCUCUCUUCUCUCUCCCUCCUCCUCCCCCUCGGACAGGCAGACAGACAGGCAGGAAUAGCAGCAGCAGCAGCAGGCGGACUGGUAGGUGUGCUGAGGCCUUUCUCCCUCCUGCAGCACAGGCAAGACAUUGCGUUCUCCUCUGAUCUCCGUCAAGGACUAUCUAUUUGAGAAGUGUGUGUGUGUGCGCGUGUGAGAGCAGGGAUCUGGAAAGUAGGCAGAGAGGACUACCACACCUUGGGAGCAUUUACUACCACUGCAGGAGCUACACUGGGUGAAUGUUGUGGAUAUUUUCACAAACACACAUCCUGUCCAUCUUGUGCUUGUUUCUGUUUUCAUAUUUUAUAUUUUAUAUGGGCUGUUUGUUGUUUUUCUACAGCUGUGGGAUUUGCUUCCACAUGGAAUAGGCCUUGUGCGUCUGCACACGUGUCUUUGCUAAUGAGUGUGUUGAAUGUCUAACAAAGGUCACUCCAUUUGGCAUGCUGUGUGCACAUAUUGUCAGCCUGCUUAAUGACAGCCCUCCUCUUUUCUUUCCAAAACUGACUUCAUCAUCAGCCUUUGCAUCCACUUCUUCCUGCCUCGCAUCUUCUUCCUCACCAGUUUUCCAUUCUUGUGCAUCUUCUUUUCCUCAAAGUCCCUUUCCCCUUUCUAUAAAACUCUCUUUCUCCUCCCUCUCCAUUCUUGUCUCCCAUCUCAUCGUCACGCCUCUUCUCCUUCCGGCCGGCUGGUUUCCCAGGAUGCCUUGUUCCAGGCUGCUCCGCUAGGCCGUAGCAGCAUGGGCGGAGGCUGGGUGGGGAGAGAGAGCACGGAUCGGACCCUUCCCCUCAGGACGGGCGCGCUGGCGGGUCACCCUCCCUCGGCUUCAGAUGGGCGAGGACGCUGAGAGCCCCAAAAUCAACCACACCUUCCUGCGAGACUACGUCACUGAAGCUGAUGUUAUCUCUACGGUGGAGUUUAACCAGACAGGGGACCUUCUGGCCACGGGGGAUAAAGGUGGCAGAGUGGUCAUCUUCCAGAGAGAAACUGAGUCUAAAGGGGAGUCAGAGGAGGCGGGGGAGACAGGGGACUCUGGGGAGUACAAUGUCUACAGUACGUUCCAGAGCCACGAGCCAGACUUUGACUACCUGAAGAGUCUGGAGAUUGAAGAGAAAAUCAACAAGAUCAGAUGGCUGCCACAGCAGAAUGCGGCACAUUUCCUCCUCUCCACCAAUGAUAAGACCAUUAAACUGUGGAAGGUGAGUGAGAGAGACAAAAGACCAGAGGGAUACAACCUGAAAGAUGAGGAGGGACGGCUCAAGGACAUCUCUACCAUCACCUCUCUGCAGGUGCCAGAGCUGAAACCUACAGAUCUGAUGGUUGAGGUUCGUCCUAGACGAGUGUUCUCCAAUGGUCAUACCUACCAUAUUAACUCCAUCUCAGUCAACAGCGACGGGGAGACCUACCUGUCUGCUGAUGACCUCCGCAUCAAUAAUUGGCACCUGGGCAUCACGGACCGCAGCUUCAAUAUUGUGGACAUCAAACCAGCCAACAUGGAGGAUCUGACCGAGGUGAUAACAUCAGCAGAGUUCCACCCUCACCACUGCCACCUGUUUGUGUACAGCAGCAGCAAGGGCACCCUGCGCCUCUGUGACAUGAGAGCCUCUGCACUCUGUGACAAACACACAAAACAGUUUGAGGAACCCGAGGAUCCAGGGAGCCGGUCCUUCUUCUCAGAAAUCAUCUCUUCUGUGUCAGACGUGAAGUUCAGCCACAGUGGACGCUACAUGCUGACGAGAGACUACCUCACCGCCAAGGUGUGGGACCUGAACAUGGACAAGGGCCCGGUGGAGACGUACCAGGUCCAUGAAUACCUAAGGAGUAAGCUGUGUUCCCUCUAUGAAAAUGACUGCAUCUUUGACAAAUUUGAGUGUGUUUGGAACAGCUCAGACAGUGUGAUCAUGACAGGGGCAUACAACAGCUUCUUCCGGAUGUUUGACAGGGAGACGGGGCGGGGUGUGACCCUGGAGGCCUGGCGAGAAAGCAGCAAGCCUCGGGCCGUCCUGCGGACCCGGCGUGUGUAUACUGGUGGUAAGCGUCGCCGUGGAGAUGUGGGCGUUGAUAGCCUGGACUUCACCAAGAAAAUCCUGCACAUGGCUUGGCACCCAUCUGAGAAUAUCAUUGCCAUAGCAGCCACAAACAACCUGUACAUCUUCCAGGAUCGUGUCAACCCUGAGACGCAGGCACAGUGACUGCAAUGGGAAUAUGGACAGUGACACUCUGCUUUUAUCAGAAACACAAACAGUGAACUAAAUGUAUUUAGGAGAAGACACUGGGAGUGGACAGCCUUUAUGAAAAGAUUAAGUCGAAGCUAAGCUGUUACAGAACAUACUAAGAUGCAACAUCUGUUUGUGUUGAUAAAAGAUUGGAUUCAUGAUAAAA